Molecule: messenger RNA, 8439 nt
Organism: Aphis gossypii (cotton aphid)
Lineage: Eukaryota; Metazoa; Arthropoda; Insecta; Hemiptera; Aphididae
Gene: Cdk5alpha
Product: cyclin-dependent kinase 5 activator 1
Exons: 2
Coding region: 763-1923 (386 amino acids)
Biological process (GO): activation of protein kinase activity; positive regulation of cyclin-dependent protein serine/threonine kinase activity
Cellular component (GO): protein kinase 5 complex; cytoplasm
Molecular function (GO): cyclin-dependent protein serine/threonine kinase activator activity; protein kinase binding
Source: RefSeq, a predicted model, not a curated record
UCGACGGCCACCGCCGCCGCCGCUGCUGUCGCUGCACGCGCGCACCCUCACACACGUACACCCGCGUACUCAUCGCGUACACCCGACGAUCGUUGUGUUGCGUACGCGGUCGGUGCGUGCUAGUCGUCGGCGCACCAGUGUGCUGCAGGGGAUGACCCGGAAUCACCAGUCGUCAGUGACAGCCUCGUCUCGAACGCGCGACAAUCGCAUACGAUCAUAAUAUCGCGCGACGUUCUGUCGUCAGCAGCGGCGUAAGUCGUUCGCGGCCGAUUCGCCCGCGAUUCCCGUGCCAGCUGUGUAACAGUCACGAUAACGUUACGAUCCUAUAAGGCGAAGAUCUCGCCCGUCGGUGUGUCUCUGCAAGCCAGCUCGAAGUGCACGCCACCGAAUGCGCUGCAGCUGCGGGACGGCCGCCCGCGCGACGGCUGCCGCGACGCUGCCGCGGCCGCUAUCGAUUGCCAUGGUCGGCUGCCGUUAGGACGACCGUGCGAGCGGCGUACAUCGACAACGACGAAGACGGCGCCGCCGCUGCCGCCGCCGCCGCCGCCGCUGAUAAAGACAAAGACGUCGUCGGGGAAAAAGACGACCACGGUGAAGAUAACAAUAACGGUACGAAUUGGACGCGCCGCCGCAACUGAGCAACUAGAAAACCGUCGUCCGGGACCUGGGGUUGUGGCGGCCGUUGCCGUUGCAUCUGCAGCACCGGAACCGCCCGCGCGUCCACGUCUGUCUGAAUCGUUCCCAUCGGUUCGGCUAUCUGCCAUGGGAACCGUGCUCAGUAUCAGCCCCAAAGACCGCAAGUCCGUGUACCCGGCCAUGGCCACUAGUGCUAGCGCGGCCGAGUUUACGCUCAGCAGCUUCACAUACGAGCAGCUGACGAAACGUCGGCACGCCGACGUGAUGGCCGGUCGUAGCAUAUCCAUGAUGCUGCCAGCCAAUAUAAACAUAAAUACCAUCAACAACAACAUCAUCAACAACAACAACAACAACAACAGCCACAACCAUCACCACCACAACAACUCGGAAAACAACUGCAAGACGGCGACAAUGGGUUGCGAACCUCAUCAACAGCAGCAGCAGCAGCAGCAGCAGCAGAGAGGCACGCUGGAAAAGAGUCUGAAAAAACAUUCGGCUCUGAUCAACGCGCUCAGCUGGAAGCGGUUCAGCACGUCGCAAAACAAAAAGAAGCUGGACAACGGUGGCACAGUCGGCGUCGGAGGUGGCGUCAAGUCUAAGCAACUGUUGGCCGGCCGUCAACCGUUGGUGGACACCAACGCCAACGUCGACUGCGGCGGCGGUCGGUCCAACGGCGUCCGCCGGUCGGCCACCACCACGGGGUUGGACGUGGCCAACAACAACAGUGGCGGUACCGACAAACUGGUGCCUAGAGUCACUCUCGUCCCGUCACACACGUGCCACAACCUCGUGCCGCGCAAGACCAUCAUACAAGCGAGCACGUCCGAGUUGCUCAAGUGCCUGGGCAUUUAUUUGCACCACAAGUGCUACAAGCUCAACGAUUUCCAGGCGGGCGACGCGGUCAUGUGGUUGAGGACUGUGGACAGGAGUCUACUCAUACAGGGAUGGCAGGACGUGCCGUUCAUAAACCCGGCAAACGUGGUGUUCGUGUACAUGCUAGUUCGGGAGUUGGUCGACGAACGUGUGGCCACGGAACCGGAACUGCAAGCCGUAGUUCUCACAUGCUUGUACUUGGCAUACUCGUACAUGGGCAACGAGAUAUCGUAUCCGCUGAAACCUUUUCUGGUCGAGGACAGUCGGGACGCGUUCUGGGACCGGUGCCUGGGCAUCGUCCGCGCAAUGUCAUCCAAGAUGUUGCGCAUCAACGCGGAGCCCGCGUACUUCACGGAGAUUUUCAGCGAACUUAAAGCGUGCGGCACGCUCAACUCGGUGUUGCAAUCGGCGUGAUGAUCGCACUGCCGCCGUCGCCGUUCACAGUAACCACCACGAAACAUGCAGUACAAACCGCGUCAUCGUCGCUUCCUCCGCUAGCAGCAGUUGUAACACCUGUCAAUUGCAACGGUAACGCGCAUCGCCAUAAAUAUUGUGAUAACGUUACGUAUAUACUGUCGAUCGUUCAAACCAUAAUAUUAUAUUAAUGUUCAUAAAACAUAUGUUAUGAGUAUUGAAACACGUCUUCCUACAGUGUCUACAGCGUUAUAUAAUAUUAUUAUCAUUAUUAUUAUUAUUAUUAUUAUAUGUCACCGCGUAUUCCCCCUCUCCUCGUCACAAUUCGAUAGCCAUAACUCUCUGGGAAACAUCACUAUAUAUAAGGUGUGUUCUAAUAUAAAAUGUGGAGACGUGGGGACUAGUUUCAGACUGAUCUGUGAUUGAUUUUAACAUGCGCUUAUGUGAUUCGAGACUCUGUUGGGACGCGUUUCAAACUACAGUGUCUCUAACUCCAAAUUUCCACUGGAUCCACGAAAAAGUAUACAGGUAUGUCGAUAAAUGUGUGGUAUGCAUAACAGUAUUUGCCGACUAUUCUCAAAAUUCCAUCAGUAAGUCUAGUUUACCUCUUCUUUUUAGUAGAAUGUAUGAUUUGAAUGAAUUGUCUUUUGAUGAAUGAUUUAACAACCAAUGAGAUGAGGCAAACUAUGACUAUGGCAGGAAACGGAAGUAUGUGUACAGCUGGACCGUAACUUGUAUUAUUUUUGACAUACUUAUUUGUUUUUCAUGCACUGAGAAUUCCAAGUUAGAAACUAAUCAUAAAAAGUACUUUAAUAAUGUGUUGAAACAUCAGUCUGACAGUUUAAGUUUGCAUUUCUUCAGUCAUGUUGGAACGUCAUAAUUCUACUGCGCAUUUUUCCACCGCUAUAAUUGUUCUAUGAUGGUUUGACCGCGGUGUUGGAACAAUUUCGUUAUGUACUGUCACCUAAUAUUACUAUCAUAAACCAGCUAUUUCGUGUAUUGAAAGAACACUAUAUAUAAAUCAACAAAAUCAUGCUAUUUUAGUAUUAUACCGAGGUCCGAGGUAAUGCUGUUAAUAAUAAAUGCAUAAAUAUUAUAUUCGAGAAGUUUGUAUAGUGAGUACACUGCUUGAUUAUGUUAUGUUAUCACAAUAUUCCAUGUACUAUAUUCAUGUACAAAGAUGUUUUGAUUUUGCUUAAGCAGAUCUUACCCAGAACAUACGAGAUUGCGAUGAAACACCGUCGGCCGUAAAACAUUAUAUAUUAUUGUAAUAUACUUAUGCGCAAGGUAAAAUAUAACGUUUGCGCACACCCGUCCACCCGCCACCGCCCAUCAUGUCCGUCCACGUUCUCGAAUCGAUAAAUCCCUCUGCCGGGGUUCCCUUACCCAUCGAAAAUUUUCCUGAAUAAGUUAUAUUAUGCGGGUGGAGCGGAAGUUUUUUCCCCUCGUACCAUUAUAACCGUUUUUACCAAUACUUGGAAAUGCGCAUAAUCGUAUUUCUUUUCGAACUACCUCAUCGGUGACGGUAAAAAUUCAAUGAGAAUUCUCAAAAUAAAUUUAGUCUGUUUCGUCAUAACUGUAGGCAUAACUUAUAUUUCUAAUGAUUUGUAAUCAUUUUAAAGCCUCCAGAAUUUAAAUCUAAUCUCUUCGACAAAAAAAAUGGGGGCUGAAAGCAUGAUACAUAGAGUUGGUCACUUGUGACAUGUCAGGUUUUUCGCGCCUUGACUUAAAAAAAGAAGAAGAUAAGGUGAAGUAAUUUAUUUCUUUUUAUAUGCGAAUAGGGUUGCUCCGUGCACGAAUAUUUGGAAUAAUAAUUAUAUAGAGAAUCUUAUAAUUCGUUGUUUCACCUUUACGUUUCCACCGUCACGUAGUGCCCACCACUGAAAUCCAUCUAUCUAUAUUAUAUACAAUAUACAUACUACUUAAUUUAUACUUUAGAAAACUGAUAAAAAUUUAAAAUCAGCAAUCUGCAUAUAUUAUAACAUAAACAUAUAUACGACCUGGUAGGGGCUUAGGGGUAUAGGGAUCCAACCCCUAUUUAAUUAUGUAAAAUAUAUAAAAAAAAUUCGAAAAUGCAUUUAGAUAGUUUGACCGAUGUUCGGAAAGAGUGUAUUAUGUUUUUGUCAGGCAUUUAUUACGUAUACUACGAUAACAACACAUAAUUAAACAUUAUUGUACACACUAUAGUCAUCGUAUACGCGUUUUACAUAAAAUAAUAACUAAUAACUCAUUAACAGUAUUACGUUCACGGAGAUCGAACUUACAAGGCGAUUGAUGUGUAUAUAUUUAUGUAUAUCUAAUGAUUUUUUUUAUAAUCUAUAUUAUAUUUUUUUAUCGAAAGACAUAUUACACUGAAUGAACUAUAUAAAUUAUCAAAAUAAACAACUGUGUAUAGAGUAAUUGAUGAUAUUUCAAAAAAAUCAACGAGUAGGUUUAAUUAUAUUAUAAUAUAAUUAUAUGUUUUAGACGUUUUAAUUUGUUCAGUUCUUAAUCCCUCGCCGUCACCCAUCAUGUCUAACUGUCGAAUUCUCUGGCAAUAAUUUACAAUAAUUUUUUUAUCGUGGUAGUAUAAUAAAUAUAAUAAUAUUCGAUAUUGAUAAAAUAUAUUAUUCGUCAUAUAACAGUGAUAACCUCUCCCUCAUAAAAUAAGCGCACGCACAACAGAAGAAAGGCAUUUUACUUUUUAAAUUUGAAUACAUAUAUAAUAUAAUAACGUAACCAUUGAACAAAAUUAUACAUUUUCGAGGCGAUUUUCUAUUUAUUUUGUGGUGACCCAAACGCCUGUGCGUGUGUACGGGUGGGAUGGGGCACGUGAUAAUAAAUACCACGGCCGCUUCAGCCCGCGUAGUCGUACUUACUUGUCGUUUGGACAACCGUAAAGCACGGGUUCAAAAUUCCUCCAUUUUUUAAAAUAAAAGAAAAAAAUAUUAUUAUUAUUAUUAUUAUUAUGGUAAUUAAUGUUUGUUUUAAUAUAAUUUUUUUUAUAAUAUUACAGAUAUUAUAAAUAUUAUAUUAUAUUAUAGAUAGACAUAAAACGAUGUUGUUAUAACUUAUAACUUAUAAGUGUAUCGAAUUAAAUUUGAAAAGCCGUACGAUGCAAUAUAAUUAUUAUGACGCCAUCAUUAAAUAAAAUAAUAUCUAAGUAAUUAUAUAGGCAAAUAUAAAGCAAUUUUUUUUUUAGAUUCGACUGUUGUUAGAAUAUAAUUUCUACCAUAUUAUACAAUUUCAGUAUUCCAUACAAAACAUUCCAUUUAUUAAAUAUAAUAUAAUUUAUUAUUAAUAUAAGUAGACAACAUAAUAUAUUAUGUUAAAAACGCGUUCCAAACGCAUUACAUAUAUUAAUAUAAUUAAUAACUAAAUUAAUUUUUGACAUUGUUAUUACUUAUUAUUAUUAUGUUGUACGUUUUCCCUUCAGAAGACUGACAUUGAUAAAAUAUUUUUUUUUCAUAUUUUUAUCCCUACUUUUUUAAGGUCCUUUUUAACGAUUUAAUAUUUAAUUUAAGUAUAAUAUUAACAUAAUAUAUAGAUUAUUAUUAUUUUUAAUGAUAGAUAAGUUUUGUCGUAUAAUAAGGAAAAAAAUAUUAAAAUAAAAAAAAAAUUACUAAACAUAAUUAUUUUUAAGGCUGGGAAGAUGCAAUUCCGUAGGUUUUAAGUAUACACUAUACAUCACAUUAUUGUUAUCUAAUAAUCGUAUAUAUAUUAUAUACAAUAAAUUAUAUAAUAAUAUUAUAAUUUAUAACAUAAUAUUAUAUACUUUUUCUUUCUUUAACACGUUAAGUUCUUAUAGAAUGAUAAUUAAAUCGUUACCGUGACGAAUGUGGCCAUUUAAUACUGCAGAUAUGAUAUCCUUUACCCGGGCGACUGCACUGACGCCUUCCACAUGACAGUGUGGAGGGCGUGUGAAAAAAUGCGGUCAAUAGGCACCCGAGGUCGAGGACAAAAUGUAGUUUGUAGGUGUUUUGCGAUUUUUGUUUCGUUUUUACUAUAGGUACUCUUUAUAUUUGUUUAUUCAAUUCGUUUUUAUUUCGUUUUUAGCUAUAAUAUUAUAUUGUUAUGUGUUAAUUAUUAUUAAUAUUACGUGUUCGUACGUGUUUAAUAUACUUGUAUAUUAUAACACGACGACGGAGGUGCACGAGUGGGUCAUACUAGUCCUCGUGAUCGCGAUUUGGAUUGUAGUUUCUCGUACGAGAAACCGUUCAAAUCCGACACGACUUAUUUUAGUCUAUAAGAAUAUUAGAUUUUAAGUAAUUAUUUAUAUAUAAUAUGUAUGUUAUAUAUACAAUAUACAUCAUAUACGUGUAUUAAAUGAUAGGUAUAAUUAAGAUUUAAUGUCGUAGUCGUUUAAUAAGAUGUUCGUCAUUUUAUUUUUCUCGUAAAUAACAUUUUCCCCCAGCUAUUAUUACAACUUCCAGGGGUUUUGAUAGGUAUUUUUAAUACUAUUUUUAAUAAUCCAUGGUUUUUUAAACACAUUCGGACUCUUGGUUAGAAUACAUUACUAUAUUUUACCUCUCUCGGUACAACCCUAAAUCGACACAAAACAACAAUGAAAAAUGGUUAAAACCAAUAUUACUAUAUAUUAUAUCUUGGCUGAAUGCCGCACCGGUUUAUUAAUAAUUGAUCUUAGUGUCACACAUACACAUUCAAUUUAUAACAUGUUUAUUAUUAUUUUCACAAUUUAGUCGAACGUCUUUAAACCGUUUAUGUUUUGUACAUACAUAUGUAUAAUUAUUAUAAUUAUAUUGAUAUUAUGUGUAAUAAUCAUUAAGGCAUUUACUAUUAAUUGGGCGAAAAAUGGCUGUUCUGAGAAUGGAAAACGAGAGAGAGAGAGCCAUACACUAUUGAACGUUUGUAUUAUUAUAUUUGGAUACCUUCUUCCAAUCUAAUCUCACCGGAUAUUAUUAUUAUAUUUAAUAUAACACAAUGCGAUGUGCUUACUAUUACAUUCAGUAUUAAUAUUUGUGAUACCCAACGACUUCAUUUUUAAUGCCUUUAUCGUAUCACAGUAACGAAUUAUCUACCAUUGUACUAACAAAUAAAAACAAAAAUUUCCAUAUUAAAUAAUUAAUAAAAAAAAAAAAAAAAAAAUUGGUGUUUAUUACCAAUACCAUAAAUUUUGGUCUUUUAGAGAUUUUUUAAUUUUUCUCAGAUAGUUUAAAUGAUAUUAGUUCCUGAUUCAAAUUUAAGCGUUCAUCGGAAUAAAACUUAAUUUUUGGACUUAGCUAUGAUCCAAUGCAGACGCUUUCGGUAAACUAAAUUCGAUUCAUCAUAUUAUUUUUCAAUAUCGUUAAUCAUCACUUAUUAUUUAGUCACUGACCAUUGUAUUAUUAUAAAAUAUAAAUAUUGUGUGGUACCCAUGAUUCAGAAUGAUCAUUUUUCACCGCUGUUUUCUCGUUUUAUUUGUGUUAAAUGUAAUUUUUUUCAUUUUGUUUAUGUUGUUGUUUUUUUAAAUGAAAAAAACAUAAGAGGCAAGCUUCAAAUGAUCUCAUGUUUUAGCUUUUCAUGACGACCACGUUGAAAAAUGUCGUCGUUUAGUUUUUAUCCCUGGGAUAAUCCAAUAACGAUUUCCCUCUCUCGCGGCGUGUGUACUUAAACAAUAAUAUUACUUCAUAAAUUUUGUGUAACUUAAAUAUUAUUAUUAUUAUUAAUUAUUAUCUCUAUUAUUAUUAUUAUUAUUAUUAUUAUUGUUAUUAUUAUUAAUUUACGUUAAUGGUAUAAUAACAAUAUUGUUAUAUAAAUUAAACACUAGCUAUGAGCUAGACUUUACCUGAAUGUGUGCAAUCAAAUAUUAUUAAUAAUAAUAACAAUAAUAAUAAACAGUUCUGUUUUUUUGUAGUUAAAUAUGUACCUAAUUUCCCUUCACCGAUCAAAAAACAAAUCAUAUUAUACUGUAUACAUAUUAUAUAAUAAUAAAUAAUACUUUAUGUAAUAUGUACAUUAUAACUUAUAAUAAACAUAAUUAAAUUCGCAUAUUCCAUGAUUAUAUUACUAUAUAUGUUUAAUAUGAACUUGAAAAUAUACGUGUUCGUUUGUGUACUUACAUUUGUGUCUAUAUAUUAUAGUGAUUAAAACGUUUUGUGUCUCGAUGUACGAAAUAUUUGUUGGUAGGCUUAUAUUAUUAUAAUUAAGAAUAUAAUAUUGUUUAUUUGUGAUUCUUGUCAUUUUAUAAUGUUUUUUAAAACUUUUCUUUUACAAUUUUUUUGUUAAUUAUUAAUAUUUAAUAGGUGUGUUAAUCGAUAAGUGAAUGAUGUUUUUUUUUGUAUUUUGAACAAAACGAUGAGAGAAAAAAAUUAUUGUGUGCUAUUCAUUAUUUCAUUUUUGUUUUCAGUCGCCGCAAUAAUAUACACAAUAUACUUAUUAUAUUAUAACAUAAAUCAUAAUAUUAUUAUAACACAGUUCUAUAUAUUUGACGACCGUCAAGUUAAAGAAAUUCUGAGAAAAUAUCAAAAUUGUUUUAUAUAUUAUUUCUAAAACGAAAUAAAUAAUAAAAAUUAUAAAUGUCUUAUAUAAUAUAUAUAA